Molecule: messenger RNA, 884 nt
Organism: Plasmodium reichenowi
Lineage: Eukaryota; Apicomplexa; Aconoidasida; Haemosporida; Plasmodiidae
Product: exported protein (PHISTb)
Exons: 2
Source: RefSeq, a predicted model, not a curated record
UAUACAUUACUUUAUUAGUUGAAUCUUUACAAAGUAAUAAUUAUAAUGUAGUGAUAAAAAAUGUAAAAGAUGGAAAUGACUCAUCAAGCGAAGAAUUAGAUAAUACAAAUGUUCCUACUAGUAAACCUAAGAAAGAACAUGGUGUAGUGAUGAAAAAUGUAAAAGAUGAAAAUGACUCAUCAAGCGAAGAAUUAGAUAAUACAAAUGUUCCUACUAGUAAACCUAAGAAAAAACUUAGUGUAGUGUUUAAGGAGAAUAAAAAAUUUUUUCAAUAUCUAAUAAAUGAAGAUAUUUAUGCAGAAUAUGAAUUGGUUCCAACUAAUAAAGAACACACGAAAUAUUCGAAUGAAAAUGAUAAAGCUUUGAAUUAUGAACUUGAAUCAAUUAAAAAGAGUAACAAAAAUAGGUAUGAAAGAAUGUAUCAAUUAUGGACAAGAAUAGUACAAAACGAAGAGAACAAAUAUAUUUUGUCUGUAAGUAAAAUGUUUGAGGUUUUUAAUUUUAUUGUAAAUUUUUAUAGUGUACAUUAUUUAAAAGAAGAAGAAAUAAUGAAUGAACUAAGAACAACUUUUACUGAUCUUUAUAGAAAUGUUACACCUAAUAUGAAUGAUUUAUUUAUUAGAUGGAUUACUGAUAAUGAUGUUUUAAAUCAUGGUGAAUUUGCAUUACUUGUUGAUGGAAAUAGAUAUGUAUGGAGAAAUUUACUUAAACAUUUAGAAAUUGCAUUUAAAGAAAUUAUUACUAAACAUUUUAGAUAUCAAUUACGUUCCUUUGAAUUAGAAAGAAAUCUUAUUGUAUGUGAAGAAAAAUCAAAUAAAUUAGAUAAUAUUAAUUUCGAAAAAAAUAAAAAGAGUAAAAAAAGUAUAAAAAAAAAAAAUCUUUAG